Molecule: messenger RNA, 622 nt
Organism: Helianthus annuus (common sunflower)
Lineage: Eukaryota; Viridiplantae; Streptophyta; Magnoliopsida; Asterales; Asteraceae
Product: chaperone protein dnaJ 20, chloroplastic-like
Exons: 1
Coding region: 53-544 (163 amino acids)
Cellular component (GO): chloroplast
Source: RefSeq, a predicted model, not a curated record
GAUCUCUCUCUCUCUCUCAAGCACACAAACUAACACAAAUAUUGAUCUAAGGAUGAAUAUUGUGUUUCAAAAAAGUGAUUUCAUAUUCAAAAAAGAAACAAACAUUUAUAGCACCAAGAACAGAAGUAUAUCAUGCAGGAUGAAAGACUUGCACAUGCAAAACAAGAAUUUGUACCAAGUUCUUUCACUAGAAUCGCGAAACGUUAGUUUCGAAGAGCUGAAGAAGGCGUACCGAGCCAAAGCUCUUCAACUCCAUCCAGAUGUGUGCCCCUCUUCCAUUAGAGAUGAAUGCACCAAGAAAUUUGUGGAGCUACAGAAAGCCUACGAAGUUCUUUCGGAUCCAAAUUCAAGAAGAAUGUAUGAUAAUGAAUUGAUCUUGGUUGAAUCUUUCGGGUCAUGUGGCUCCGGUUGCCUUGAUUGUGAUGAGCAAAAAGGGAAGUUUUCAAGGAAGGUGUGGGAAAUGCAACUUGAAGGACUCAAGAAACGAUCUGCGGAUCGAAUGGAGAGUAUGAAAAAUGAAUUUAACGUAGGAAAAUAUGAUUAAUAUCUACAUCAAUCCGAUCGUUUGACAUGUUGAUAACGUUGCCUUGUUCGUUAAUAUAUUACUAUGCAAUUAACUUCA